Messenger RNA from Oppiella nova, 1233 nucleotides. The record is from the annotation of a GenBank genome assembly. NCBI's taxonomy places the organism in Eukaryota, Metazoa, Arthropoda, Arachnida, Sarcoptiformes, Oppiidae.
AUGGUCAAGUAUUUUGAAUAUAAACUGACGAUACCGGUGACCAACACAUCCCUGAGCGAUACGGCAGCCGCUGUAAAGGUGGAGCAGACGUAUAGGAGUGACUUCCUGUCCUAUUUAGGUCUGGCCGCUCAGAUACCUAACGUGCUGUUCAACGUGUUUAACAUUAUUUUCCAAUUCGGGGGCAAGAAUCUGACGCUUAGUAUAACGAUCGCCAUUGUGGCGGAAGUGAUACUAUUCAUAGUGACAAUUAUCUUAGCGAUGGUCGACUCGAGCUCAUGGGUGCCAGAGUUUUUUAUUGUGACCCUGGCCACCGUAGUCGUGCUCAACAUAGCCAACGGCGUGUACCAGAACUCCGUCUACGGAUUAGCCGCCAAACUGCCGAUGAAGUACUCGAAUGCUGUGGUUCUCGGCUCCAACAUCAGCGGCACCUUCACCUCCAUCGUCAACAUCGUGGCCAUCGCACUGUCCCCUAACGUACGGGUGGCCGCUAUCUACUACUUCUUGGCCGCCCUCUUAGUACUGUUGGCCUGUUUUGACACAUACUUCGCGCUUCCCAUAAACAAAUUCUACAGACAUUACUGUAUGAUAGAGGACACGGAGGUGUCGUCGACGGUGGACACCAAAGGCGGCGACAGUAAGCGCUCGUUUCCGCCGUAUUGGGCGGUCUUCAAGCAGAUUUGGGUCCAAUGUUUCAACGUAUUUAUGGUGUUCUUCGUCACCCUAUCCAUCUUCCCGGCCGUUCACGCGGAAAUCAAACCCAUCGAUGAGGCCUUUUUCGGCGAUGUCACCGACAAAUACUACUCAGCCGUCAACUGCUUCCUAGUGUUCAAUCUGUUCGCGAUGGUGGGCAACGUGUUCCCCAACUGGUUCACCAUACCGGGGCCCAAGUACCUGUGGGUGCCGGUGGUUGCACGGGUACUGUUCAUACCGUUCUUCCUGUUCUGUAACUAUAACCCGGGCGCACGCCAGUGGCCGGUGCUCAUCGACAAUGACUAUGUGUUCAUUAUGGGCGGUGUGCUGUUAGGCCUGUCCAGCGGCUACUUCAGUAGCUUGUGUAUGAUGUACGCGCCCCGGGAGGUGCCGCCCGAACACGCGGGCACUGCCGGUAUGAUGGCGGCCGCAUGUCUCGUCAUCGGGAUCUUCUGUGGCGUCAACUUCUCGCUGGUUCUCUCGUGGGCUAUCAAACAGGACUGUUCAAUAUAUCUGGAAGGCCAGAAUGAGACGUACCUCUGA